Messenger RNA from Hyaloscypha bicolor E, 615 nucleotides. RefSeq lists its product as uncharacterized. Gene Ontology annotation, molecular function: oxidoreductase activity, acting on NAD(P)H, oxygen as acceptor. Gene Ontology annotation, cellular component: intracellular anatomical structure. The transcript is spliced from 4 exons. The record is from RefSeq and is a predicted model, not a curated record. NCBI's taxonomy places the organism in Eukaryota, Fungi, Ascomycota, Leotiomycetes, Helotiales, Hyaloscyphaceae. Bases 1 to 615 code for a protein of 204 amino acids.
AUGGAUAGAUGCAUGGAAACUGGAUUACAACCCCUGACGCAAGCCACUUCCGCCGCUGCUCUCGAUUUCGAUCUCGAUCGAUCAAAUAGCAAGUACUUGAAGGGUGCAGUCCAGUCUCUCUUUUCUCUCAAAAGAAAGGCUAUCAUGAUUACCGGUGGUGCCCGUGGGAUCGGGCUGGCAUUUGGUCUUGCUGUUGCUGAAGCUGUGGCAAAUGUUGCCAUCCUUGACGUCCUGGAGACACCACACGAGCACCUUGCGAAGCUCGGAUUGACUACGGCGCGAAGGCCAAAAUCUACAAGUCUGCAUUUGCUCACCCCUCUAAUGGUGCUUUCUCUCUCUGAUAUUUCCUUCCACUUCUACAGGACUGGUGUCACGAAGUUUGAUGUCUUGAAAGCCCUUUUCGCUGGAAUUUGUUACUGCCGCAGGAAUCUGGCCUGGUCGGCCCCUUCCUCUAGAGAACCCCGGACGCAAACCGAGAUGAGGCCCAGGGAUGGAUCAAUCGUGCUGAUUGCCUCGGCCACCGCCUACCAAGCAAGCAAAGCUCAAUACCUCGCCGAUUAUUGCUCAAGCAAGGGCGCCGUUAUACUUUGGCCAGAGAACUGGGUGAAGAGCUAG